UGUGCAGAGCUGUAUUGUGUAUUUGUGCUACUGAUGUGGCUCCUCUGUGCUUGUUCUCUCCUCCCAUCUCCUCUCACUCACUUCUCAUAAACACACCCUGUUUGUGAUCCCUCUCUGGCCGAAUAUUCCGAGCCCGUUGUGCAAUGUGAGCGGCACUUUAAAGAAGAAGCAGCCCCAGGAGGAUCUCGCCCAGUGAUAAAGGGGACACGCUAAGCAAGGUUGAUUGUAUCUACGGGUUCCUCAGACCUCCCUACUACCAUGACUACCGCAAUCCUUGAAUGUAUCAGCACCCUCUCCAUCAGCGUCCAGCAGCUGCGCCGCCUUCCAAGGUUCCUAGAAGGCAGCACCACCAAGAUGCCCUUGACCGUUAAGGAUUCAGAUGUGCCCCGUCUCUUCCGGGAACCCUAUAUCCAGACAGGAUAUCGACCGAUGGACCAAGACUGGAAGUAUUACUUCUUUAGUCUAUUUCAGAAGCACAACGAGUCCAUCAACGUGUGGACACAUCUCUUGGUGGCCCUGGCUGUGGUUCUUCGGGUGGUUGCCUUUGUGGAGGCCGGCUUUCUUUCUCUGAAUAUCAUAUCUUUCCCUUUAUAUUUAUACGUGCUAGCCUCACUCACCUAUCUCAUGUGCAGCACCCUGGCUCAUCUGCUCCAGUCCAAGUCAGAGCUGGAUCAUUACACCUUCUACUUCAUGGAUUAUGUAGGAGUAAGCACUUACCAAUAUGGCAGUGCUUUGGCUCACUACUACUACAGUUCCAACCAAGCUUGGUAUGACGAGGCCUGGUACUUCUUCUUACCAGGAGCUGCUUUCUUAGGUUGGCUGUCUUGUGUCGGUUGCUGCUAUGCUAAAUACUGUUAUAAAAGGCCCUAUCCGGUGAUGAGGAAAAUAUUACAGGUUGUCCCAGCUGGUCUAGCGUACAUCUUGGACAUAAGCCCCGUUGUCCACCGGAUAGUUACCUGUCAAAUAGAAGGCUGCACAGACAAGGCCAUCUGGUUCCACUCUCUGCAAUUUAUAUUCUUCAUCAUCGGAGCCUAUUUCUUUUCAUGCCCUGUCCCAGAAAAAUAUUUCCCAGGUUCCUGUGAUUUCAUAGGUCACGGCCACCAGAUUUUCCACGUGUUCCUUGGCCUCUGCACCCUCUCCCAGUUGGAGGCACUUUUUAUAGAUUACCAGACCAGGAAUGAGCUUUUUUCUGCCAGAUACAGUUCCAUCGACACCUUGGUGAAUUGUGCCUCGUUCUUCUUGCUCAUAUUUUGCAGCGCUUUCACUGCCGUUUAUGCACGGAGAAGAAUCAAGGACAAGUUGGCCAGGAAAGAACUGUAAGGAGGGACUUUAUUAAGGACUGCUUGACCCAAAUCAUUUAAUUGGAAGCUCUUAUCAACACAACAAUAAGACCCGUUGGCUUUAGAAUAGGAAGGUCAAGUCUCUUUUAUAGCCCAAUGUAUUUUUAAAAAUAAGACCGAGAGGUUAUACGUUGGGUCAACGGCUGGUCCUUGGCCCACUAAGUUUUAUUUAGGGUCCAAUUCUUUUUUU
Messenger RNA from Xenopus laevis (African clawed frog), 1530 nucleotides. RefSeq names its product progestin and adipoQ receptor family member VIII S homeolog (gene paqr8.S). Gene Ontology annotation, biological process: response to steroid hormone; nuclear receptor-mediated steroid hormone signaling pathway. The record is from RefSeq and is a predicted model, not a curated record. The transcript is spliced from 2 exons. Lineage: Eukaryota; Metazoa; Chordata; Amphibia; Anura; Pipidae. Gene Ontology annotation, cellular component: membrane; plasma membrane. The coding region runs from base 259 to 1320 and encodes 353 amino acids. Gene Ontology annotation, molecular function: steroid binding; signaling receptor activity; nuclear steroid receptor activity.